Symbiodinium sp. CCMP2456 is the source of this 645-nucleotide messenger RNA. The record is from the annotation of a GenBank genome assembly. Lineage: Eukaryota; Dinophyceae; Suessiales; Symbiodiniaceae.
AUGCCGCCGGAAGAGCAACUCAUCAACGUGCUGGUACUUAGACGCACGGGGUUGCAAGCGGCGGACAUCGGAUGGAUCAAGGAGUGGCGCCCGGAUCAACUACUGCAGCACCUGUGCGACACAGCUUUGGGCGGAUGGUGUGAUCUUCCUAACCAACACUCUGGACCCAUUCGCAAUGCUUUUCGGAAGGCCUCGCAGUCCGGUAACCGGGAGGCCCUUCUGGAGCAUUUGUCGGCAGCAGUGAUCCAACCAGUCCAAGCCUUGUGGGACAAGCGGGGUUUGCUCUUCCACCUAGCUCGACAGUCCACCUGGUACCCGCUCCUGUCCACCUUGCGCGCUGCUCAUGGACAUGAUUAUUUCUGGGCGAAUAUCGUAGCCUUCGACCUGCGCACGCAGCGGUUGGCGAACGCUUACCCGCGGGACAGGCAGGUGUACUGCGGCUUCGGCCCUGGGGGCUUGCGUGGACUCAAUGCUGUCCUGGGUCGCGCUCGUACUGCAGCAUUGGAGCAGCAGGUGGCUUUGCUAUGGGCCAAGUACCUCGCUGACACUCUUGCUUGGCCGGGACCACGCCCUGAAGCUUAUCUGGUGCAGUGGUGGCUCUGUGAGUUGUCUCAAGCCCCGACGUCCAUUUGGAGCACAGGCUGA